Molecule: messenger RNA, 3473 nt
Organism: Poecilia latipinna (sailfin molly)
Lineage: Eukaryota; Metazoa; Chordata; Actinopteri; Cyprinodontiformes; Poeciliidae
Product: transcription factor jun-B-like
Exons: 1
Coding region: 605-1597 (330 amino acids)
Biological process (GO): regulation of transcription by RNA polymerase II; regulation of cell cycle; regulation of cell population proliferation
Cellular component (GO): transcription regulator complex
Molecular function (GO): RNA polymerase II cis-regulatory region sequence-specific DNA binding; DNA-binding transcription factor activity, RNA polymerase II-specific; transcription factor binding
Source: RefSeq, a predicted model, not a curated record
CUUCAGAACAGCUGAUCACUUAAUGAUACAUCAGGCUCCCUCGCUGGCUUUUAUUUUUUUUUUUAUUUUAAAUUUUGAUACUUUCUAAAUCACUUUUUUCCCCCCCUUUAAAUACAUAAAUGUGGAUUUAACUUAAGAGUCGUCUUGUUUACCUUCACUGAGUUUCCCCUUGUCUUGUUUAUGGCUCUUGGAUUACUGGCAACAACGUCAAUGUCAAUCUCACGGCGGUAGGCGGGACCUCUAACGCAGCAGCCAAUCAGCGGGCUCCUCUUGAGACGCGCUUUAAAAGCAGAGGAGCGCCUCGGCCGCUGCCAGUAAUAAGGAAACUGAGGACAAGUUAGGACUUACAGAGAGAAGAAGAGGAAUGAAAACACCUGAAUAAAUCUCUGGACUCCGCUUUGAAUCCAUCUAAAGGUACAAACCGACGACUUGGUACAGUACAGUUCCCAUGUUUUGGAAGUUUUGCUGUUUUUCGUAGCAUUAAUAAAUACAGCGGGACUUUGCGCUGGAUAUUGGCACAUUUGGGACACAGCAGCAUCGUUUGCAGCGCACUCUUGUAUUUGACUGUCGGUUUUUUUUUUUUAAGACAAAAAACACACACAAUAUGUCCACAAUAAUGGAACAGCCUUUUUAUGACGACUCGUUUCUCUCUGCUUAUGGCCAUCCAGGCGCUGCCCUGCCAGACUACAAGCUGCUAAAGCAGAAUAUGAACUUGAACUUCUCCGAUUCAUAUCGGAACUCGAGCUUCAAGACACAGCACCUGCGCGCAGACAGUGAUUUCUACCCGGCGGGCACCGCGGACGUGGGCUCGCUGAAGCUCGCUUCGCCUGAACUCGAGCGGCUCAUCAUCCAGAGCAGCAACGGGGUCAUCACUACGCCGACCCCCGCACAGUACCUCUACAACCGCGGCAUCACAGAGGACCAGGAGGUGUUCGCAGAAGGCUUCGUCAAAGCCCUGGACGAUCUGCACAAGAUGAACCAGAUGGCGCCUCCAAACGUCUCCAUCGGCACCGGCGGGAUCGCGUGUCCGGCUCCGGGCGCCGUGUUCGCCCACUCUAUGCAGACGGAACCGCUGGAGUACACGACCCUGAGCAGCUGCACCACGAACCCUAGCCUGACCUCCACGCCCAGCUACCCGUCCACAACUAUCAGCUACCUGCCGCACCACCAGUACCACCAGCAUCCCCAGGCCGUGGCGCACGGGUCGCAUCACUUCCAGCACUCUCUGGCCGGAGCUGGCGUCCACUCGCAGCGCUUCGGGGGCUUGAAGGAGGAGCCCCAGACGGUCCCCGACAUGCAGAGCAGCGACAACAGCUCCCCGCCGAUGUCCCCCAUCGACCUGGAGAACCAGGAGCGGAUCAAGGCGGAGCGCAAGCGGCUGAGGAACCGGCUGGCAGCUUCCAAGUGUCGGAGGCGCAAGCUGGAGCGCAUCGCCCGGUUGGAGGACAAGGUGAAGGUGUUGAAAACGGACAACGCCGGACUGUCGAACACGGCCUCCCUGCUGCGGGAGCAGGUGGCCCAGCUCAAACAGAAAGUCAUGACUCAUGUGAGCAGUGGCUGCCAGCUCAUGUUAGCGCCGAAAGUGAAGUCUUACUGAAGAAAUUAUGCACUUUUUAAUGAACACUGGACAAAAACUGCACUGAAAAACAUAAGACUUUAUACGCUGAGUGGAUGAGAACUGAAACGUAUGUGGCUUUAAAGAAAGAAAGAAAGAAAGAAAAAAAGCCAGACAAGAAAUCCUACAAUCAGCCUACAAGAAACACUUAGGGGCAUUUUUGAAUACGUUUUUAAAAGUGUCGUCUUGGCUUUCCCUGUUUACAUUUUUUUUUGUUCGCCCUUUGUGAUGCUUUUUAAAUGUAUAAGUUAUUUGUAUUUCUUUUUUUUUCUUUUCUUUUCUUUUGUACCUGUACGAUAAUAUUUAAGUAAAAGAAAACGUGUAAUUAAAAUACCAUGCUGCUUAUAAAGGUCUGUUCUUUGAAAAACACGGUCGUAUUUCUCGUAAAUAUAACCACACUUGUUGUCACUGAUCAGAAGUUUACACCAGAAGUUGCCAAAACGUCCCAGCGUAGGACUUUUUCCCCCCUCCCCUCCUUAUUGACGUACGUGCGUAAACCCAUAUAUGGCAACUGUUGCGUGCGGACGUCAUAUCACGACAAGGUUUCCGGGAACUCCCUCCUACAUUGCCAGUCAGAGGCUGCGCUCUCCCCUUCACACCACAGCGAGAGAGAGGUUUGUCAAUGAGUUUAUUCUAGUGAAGGGAGUUUCCCCCCCAUUCUGCUUUUGGUUUCCCAAAACAAGCCUUGUGAUCAACAGCUCAGGAAAGAGAAAAAAAAGUUCCAUGAAAACAUGUCGUAAUGACGUUUAAGUUAAAAAUGUAGUCGGAAAGAAAAGCUGGCGGAAAGACUUUGAGAUGAAAAACGUCAAUUUAAAAAAAAAAAAAAAAAAAAGCACCGGUAUUAAGAAAAAGCAACUAAUAAUAUGCCAAUGCUAAAUUCAUUAAAUUGCUUUUUUUUUAUUCAGUUAUAAAACUUGCUAGGAAAAUCUGGUGGAAAUAAUCAAAUGAAAUAAAAAGAGUCAAAUUUAAGUCACCUAUCUUUGGAGGGUAGGUCAGUAGAUUAAAUUUUCCUUCAGAAUAUAUCAAUUCAUGGAGCAAACAAACACCUAACAAAAGAAUCUUGGAUAUUUUCACUUAAUUAUUUUAAAACUUUUACAACGUAAUUAGUUAAGACAUGAAUAAAAUAAAUGAAUGAAAUGAGACCAAUCUUUACGAGAGCAACGAUGUCCUCGCACCUUCUCCAAAGGUUAGAUUUAACAGAUAAAAAGACGCCUAAAGUACUAAUGGUACACGACUGAAAUAGUUAAAUGUUUACAGGUUUUCCUUUUAAAUAAAAUCCGGCAUGCAUAUUUACACACGUUUUUUCUUUUUUUAUGUCCAAUUUUCAGUCAUUUACAGAAGUGAUUAUUCAAGAUGUUUACUAAUUUGGAGUACUUUUAGACUUUAAUAUUAUGGUUUCAGUCAAAAUGACUAAAAUUUAUUAGAACAUUUCUACUCAAUUUUAAAUGAAAUAUACAGACGUAUAUAUUCAACUAUCCAAUCUUUCCUAACAGGGACUGGAGCCAUUUGGCAAUCGCUGAUUGUUGUGCUGACUCAACCACCACAAUAACUCCAAUAUUAACCAAGACUUGGCAGCUUUGUGACGUACUGUGAUCUUCUGCCAGGCAAAGCUGUUCAACUGCCUCAGGUCCAAGAACAGAAGAAAAGGAAAGAAAAAAAUAAAUAAAAACCCUCACAGAUUAGAGACUCAAAGUCAGAUUUAGAGUUUUGCUGCCACCUAGAGGUCAUUAAUGAAUUGAGAUUCAAAAAAAUUAAUUUGCACAGAGCAGACAGUGUUUUCCCACAGUUUUAAUAGAGAUGGUAGCAAAUGACAGCAAGGAAAAAAUAUCACUUUUUUUUUUUGAAAAAACAAACAAAA